Molecule: messenger RNA, 660 nt
Organism: Sitodiplosis mosellana (orange wheat blossom midge)
Lineage: Eukaryota; Metazoa; Arthropoda; Insecta; Diptera; Cecidomyiidae
Product: ankyrin repeat, PH and SEC7 domain containing protein secG-like
Exons: 7
Coding region: 10-615 (201 amino acids)
Molecular function (GO): protein binding
Source: RefSeq, a predicted model, not a curated record
GAAAAAGACAUGGAUGGAAAGACAGCUCUGCAUAGAGCUGCUUUUGAUGGCAAAGUGAAGGAAGUUAAAAACCUCAUCGUUGAAGGAGCUGACCCCAAUAUUGGAAAUAAAUUUAAUGAGACAGCUCUGCAUUAUGCUGCUAAGAAUGGUCACAAGGACGUCACUGAAGUUCUCAGCCGUAAAGCAAACGAUCUUAAUAUUAAGAAUGAUUUUAAUAAGACAUCUCUUCAUUUGGCAACUAUGAAUGGUCACGGAGGUGUCGCUGAUGUGCUUCUCAAGAAUGGAGCUAACGCUGAUAUUGGAGACGAUUUGAAUAGCACAGCUCUUCAUAUAGCUGCAUCCGGUGGUCACAAAAAUGUCGCCGAGGUUCUCCUCAACAAAGGCGCUAAUAUGGAUAUCAUGAAUCAUUUUAAUAAUACACCUCUUUAUUAUGCUGCUCGACAUGGUUACAAAAAUGUUGCUAAACUUCUCAUCAAAAAAGGAGCCAAAGUUGAUAUUAGAAAUAUUUGGAAUCAAACACCUCGUCAGUUAGCUGUUGAGAAUGAUCACAAUGAUGUCGCUAGACUCUUUAUCGGUAAAGGAAACCGAAUUAAUAUUGAAGAACUAUUGGAAUAGAUUCAAUAUGCUGCCAACAAUAGUAAUGUUGAAUAUUUUACUUUU